GAAGAUUUCGUCCAACUUUCGUUUAAAAUGUCAGAUAAAUUUAGAGAUUUGCCUAUAACCGUGUCGCAUUUUGCAGCUAAUUUUAUGACAGCGGUAGCAGAACUUUAUUUCAAUGAUCAACAUGGUGCACUGGUUGCACCACCUGAGAGACUCUUGGAUGUUAUCGCAAAUUGGAUUUCAGAAAAUCCUAAUCUAUGUUAUGCAUGUUAUGAACCGAUUGCUUUGCCUCAAGGUGCUAUUGCUAUGCCAGUAGUAACGUCUAUAUCUGGACUUUUACGUUGGACAAUUUUAGCACCUCUGGUAACAGACAAAGUUACAUAUAAAAAGCUGCAUCUAUAUUUAAUACAAUCUAUUAUAAAUAAUAAGGGUUCUAACCAAUCGGCUGCAAUUGAUGCUCAACAUAUGCAAAUUGUAAUUAAUUCGUUGCUUCUGCAUGCGUCACGUUCAGUUCCAGCAUCAAAUGAUGAUCCCGCCUUUCAGACUUGCAUUGAACGUUUAUCACAGGCUGUGCACACAGCAAUCAAUUCACAAGCGAUUUAUGGAAACAUACCUCAACUAUUGUGCUCUCUGCAAACGCUACCACAUAAUGAAUUUCUCUCCACUGUUAUUAAAAUGCACAAAAUUAAAAUUUAA
This is a messenger RNA of Teleopsis dalmanni, 633 nucleotides long. RefSeq lists its product as uncharacterized. The record is from RefSeq and is a predicted model, not a curated record. Bases 28 to 633 code for a protein of 201 amino acids. The transcript has a single exon. NCBI's taxonomy places the organism in Eukaryota, Metazoa, Arthropoda, Insecta, Diptera, Diopsidae.